UUUCUUAUAUUAUUUUCCUAUAAAUAUUAAACAAAAAUGUUAUUCUAUUCCUUCUUCAAGUCCUUAGUCGGCAAAGACGUGGUUGUGGAACUUAAAAAUGAUCUCAGUAUAUGUGGUACACUUCAUUCUGUGGAUCAAUAUUUGAAUAUAAAGUUGUCUGAUAUUAGCGUCAUAGACCCAGACAAAUAUCCUCAUAUGUUGUCGGUGAAAAACUGCUUUAUUCGAGGGUCUGUGGUUCGCUAUGUCCAAUUACCAGCCGAUGAAGUAGAUACUCAGCUUCUCCAGGAUGCAGCGCGGAAGGAAGCGACGGUUUCUACAAGAUAGUUUUCAUAACCUCACUUUUUGUGUUUGGAUUUCACAGUGCGGUGUAUUUUGGACUUACAAGAUUGUAUAUAUUAUUUCUAAGUACAAGUUUCGCAAUAAAAGUGUUUAAAUUUAAGUUUUUGGUAACUUUUAUUUCUAUGCUGUUCGAAAAUAAAAUCAACUUUCGUGGCUUACGUUGGAUUGAGAAGUUUGCGGUUUAGUAUAGUCGUUUUUUGUUUAUUUUCCUGUUGCACCCCUUUAAAUAUCCGAUAUUUGUGUAGUAGUCUGUGUGUACCACAACAUUUUUGAUAUAUCUAUGACUACAACCUGUAAAUUAUUGUAAAAGGUUCAUAAGCAAUAUUACUUUUAAUUUUAACUACAAAUUUUGUACAGCAUAAAC
Hyposmocoma kahamanoa is the source of this 703-nucleotide messenger RNA. Its product is annotated as U6 snRNA-associated Sm-like protein LSm2. Lineage: Eukaryota; Metazoa; Arthropoda; Insecta; Lepidoptera; Cosmopterigidae. Gene Ontology annotation, cellular component: Lsm1-7-Pat1 complex; catalytic step 2 spliceosome; U4/U6 x U5 tri-snRNP complex. The record is from RefSeq and is a predicted model, not a curated record. Gene Ontology annotation, biological process: mRNA splicing, via spliceosome. Bases 37 to 324 code for a protein of 95 amino acids. The transcript has a single exon. Gene Ontology annotation, molecular function: RNA binding.